Molecule: messenger RNA, 2042 nt
Organism: Daucus carota subsp. sativus
Lineage: Eukaryota; Viridiplantae; Streptophyta; Magnoliopsida; Apiales; Apiaceae
Product: EP1-like glycoprotein 2
Exons: 1
Coding region: 532-1896 (454 amino acids)
Source: RefSeq, a predicted model, not a curated record
CGCCUGUGUUUUUAUCAUAAUACAAUUCAUGUGUGCAAACUGUAUUCUUAACAAAAACCAUGAACAUUUUGCAUUGAAACAGGGCCUUGUCAUUCUCACGCGUAGCGUCCGCGAGAAACGCGUUGUUUACAUACGGUCGCACACUGCAGACAUGGUUUUCUAUAUCUGGCAUUGCAUAUGCAUAGAUAUAGACAAAUGAAAACGCAAUUCAAGCGUGCGUGUCAACAGCCUGUGCAACUUUAAUUGCAUGUCUAUCCAUACUGGGAGUGCAUGCAAGUGCCAAUUAAUCUCCAUCCAUACUGCAUCCAUGUCAUGAUGUAAUUGCAAAACUAAAAUCAAAUCAUGCCCUGAAAAUCUGGUCAUAUACAACUGUCGAAAUCUGUGAUGUUUACAAAUGUUGUGUACUGCAGGAUAAGUAGGCUAUAAGAUUUUCAGUUUUGUACAGCUGUGGGCUGAAACAAAAACAAGGUCUACUUAUAGAGGUCCCUGCUUGUUUCACUUCCAUUUUGUACCAAGUAUUGUGUAAGAUUGAUGGCUUUCAAUUUGGUUUCACCUUGCCUUCUUUUCGUAAUCUUGUUCUUUGUUAAUUCUCCAAAUUUGAUUUCAGCUAAGCAGUUUGAUUAUCCAACUGCAAAGCUCAGUACUUCAUGGAUCAAUGAUCCUUCUGCUACACGUACUAUUCAGUUUGGGGAUAAAUCAACUGUGAUUCCCGUUCUUUUACGAGGAACGUUAGGCCAGAGAUUUGCUUGUGGCUUCUACUGUAAUGGAAAAUGCGACUCUUAUGUCUUCGCCAUCUUUCUUGUUCAAACAAACAGCGCCGCGUAUAUUGUAUCCCCUACUGUGUCGUUCCCACAGGUUGUUUGGUCAGCCAACCGAGACCAUCCUGUUAAAAUCAACGCGACUUUGAAGCUCACAUCGGAUGGUGAUUUGGUGCUGCGAGAUGCUGAUGGUUCUGUAGCCUGGUCAACUGAAACUGCUGGUAAGUCUGUUGCUGGUUUAAACUUAACUGACACUGGAAAUUUAGUACUCUUCAACAAACGCAAGCAGGUGGUUUGGCAAUCUUUUGAUCAUCCUACGGAUGCUUUGGUUCCUGGACAGAAGCUCAUGGAAGGGCAGAAUCUAAUUGCAAGUGUUUCCAAGACUAAUAGUCGACUUGGUUUGUGCUCUUUUGCGGUCAAUGAUCAGGGUGUAUUUGCUUAUGUAGAAUCCGAACCCCCUCAGGCCUAUUACAGUAGUUAUGUUUAUAGUACCGAGAAGAGUAAAAAGCCGAAUUUUGUGAAGUUCCUGAAUGGAAGCCUUCGUUUCUAUCCACGUUCAUCGGAGAAAAAAGUGCCAGUUCAUAUAUUUGAUAUUCCACUAGCAUCAUCAGUACAGUACAUGAGACUUGAGCCCGACGGACAUUUGAGAGUGUACGAAUGGAAAGAUAAGUGGGAGGUUAUAGCAGAUCUUCUCACAGGGUUUUCAGGUGAAUGUGGUUACCCUCUUGUGUGUGGGAAAUAUAGUAUAUGCUCAAACGGACAAUGCAGUUGUCCUGGAGCCAGCAGCAGUGGAAUCCGAUAUUUUAGGCAAGUACAAGAAAAGUAUCCUAAUCUUGGUUGUGCUGCAAUAACUCCUCUCAGUUGUUCUGCCUCAAAAUAUCAGGAUUUUGUGGAGCUGAAAGAUGUUACUUACUUUACAUUCAACUCCAGCAUUGCCAAUACUAAUGUGAACAAGUGUAAGAUUGCUUGUCUGAUGGAUUGUUCAUGUAAAGCAGCUAUAUUUCGCUAUGGAUCAGAUCCUUUGAGAGGGGAUUGUUUGCUACCAUCCCAGAUCUUUUCUUUAAUGGACCAUGAUCCGGAAGAGGCACACUACAACUCAACUGUGUAUCUCAAGGUGCAGAAGAAAGCCAUCAACUGAGCUGCCUUCAUCAACUUAGGCUUCUCAGAUAUAACCCCACAAAAUGCAAAUCUAAAAUAAACUGUUCUUUUCAGGUGUCACCAUGUAAAACUAUGUUUCGUUACCAAUAAAGCUAUACAGGUACUCCCCGAGUAUAGUUCCUUGGA